Molecule: messenger RNA, 984 nt
Organism: Triticum turgidum subsp. durum (durum wheat)
Lineage: Eukaryota; Viridiplantae; Streptophyta; Magnoliopsida; Poales; Poaceae
Source: the annotation of a GenBank genome assembly
AUGGCGGUGAUUGCGAUCGUCCUUGUUAGCGCGCUGGUGCUGCUCUCGCCGGUGGCGGCCGAGCUGCAGCGGGUGCAGCACUCGCCCAAGGAGGACGGGUCACUCACCGUGCUCGCCGUCGGGGACUGGGGAAGGGGUGGACAGUACAACCAGACACUGGUUGCCGAGCAGAUGGGAGUGGUCGGCGAGAAGCUGGCCGCCGACUUUGUCAUCUCCACCGGCGACAACUUCUACAACGACGGCCUCGCCGGCGACAACGACACGGCCUUCUUCAUGGCGUCCUUCACCGACAUCUACACCGCCUCCAGCCUUCAGAAGCCUUGGUACAUCGUCCUCGGCAACCACGACUACACGGGCGACGCGCUGGCGCAGCAGAGCCCCGCCAUCCGCGAGGUGGACAGCCGGUGGACCUCCGUCAACAAGUCCUUCAUCGUGGAGGCAGACAUCGUUGACUUCUUCCUGGUGGACACGUCGCCCUUCGUCCUCAAGUACUGGAACGAGAGCAAGUUCGACUGGAGGAACGUGGCUCCCCGCGACACCUACAUCGCCACCCUCCUCCAGGACCUGGACGACGCCCUGGCGGCGUCCAACGCGACGUGGAAGGUCGUCGUCGGCCACCACCCCAUCAGCAGCGGCUGCGAGCACGGCAACACCACCGAGCUCCGCGAGCACCUCCUACCACUCCUCAAGGCCCAUGGGGUUGACAUGUACCUCAACGGUCACGACCACUGCCUGCAGCGCAUCAGCAGCAUCGACAGCCCGGUGGAGUUCGUGACGAGCGGCGGCGGGUCCAAAGCGUGGGCGGGCAAGUUCAAGGCCACGUCUGACAAGAUGGAGUUCUUGUAUGACGGCCAGGGCUUCUUGUCCAUGAAACUCACCGCGACCGAGGCGCACCUCGCCUUUUACGACGUCUCCGGCGCCGUCUUGCACAGCUGGGGGCUCACCAAGUCUGCGGAUGCCCGCAUCAUCUCGACCGUGAGCUAG